Apus apus (common swift) is the source of this 1137-nucleotide messenger RNA. It is a transcript of the gene MRPL39, whose product is annotated as mitochondrial ribosomal protein L39. Gene Ontology annotation, molecular function: RNA binding; nucleotide binding. NCBI's taxonomy places the organism in Eukaryota, Metazoa, Chordata, Aves, Apodiformes, Apodidae. Gene Ontology annotation, cellular component: mitochondrion. The coding region runs from base 62 to 1087 and encodes 341 amino acids. The transcript has 10 exons. The record is from RefSeq and is a predicted model, not a curated record.
AACCGCGCGGCCGCGCCGCUGCUUCCGGCGGAGGCCGGGGAGGAGGGGACUCGCCCGGAGGAUGGCGGCGCGCUGGGCUGCCCGCGGCCUGCGCGGCGGGCGCCGGUUCGUCUCCACGCCGACUGUUCCUCGGCUGACCUCAGAGGAACUGAUUCAGAUGCGUAAUGAGCUCUUUGCCAAGGAGAAGGAGAGACAGUUAUCUCUGUAUCCACGGAUAGAGAAGAUCGAAGUGAAAUACACUGGGAAGUCUCACCCUGGCAGUGUGUUUGUAAUGAACAAAGCUUUGUCUACUCCAUACAACUGUGCCAUGCACUUAAGUGAAUGGCAUUGCAAGAAAUCGGUUCUAGCUCUUGUGGAUGGUGAAGUCUGGGAUAUGUAUAGACCCUUGAUAAAAUCCUGUGAAAUUCAGUUCCUUACUUUCAAAGAUGAAGAUCCAGAGGAAGUAAACAAAGCCUAUUGGCGUUCCUGUGCCACGAUCAUGGCGUGUGUGUUGAAGCGAGCGUUCAAAGAUGAGUACUCAGUGAAUCUGAUUAAAGCUCCAGAAGUGCCAGUGAUCUCUGGAGCUUUCUGUUACGAUGUAAUUUUGGACAACAGACUGAAUGACUGGAAACCAACAAAUGACAACUUCCGUUCUCUUACAAGGGAUGCCAGUAAACUCAUUCAUAAAGACCUGCCAUUUGAAACACUGCAUGUUGAAGCAAAAGUAGCACGUGAAAUGUUUCAGCAUAACAGAUACAAAAUGGAGAUGAUAGAACAAAAAGCUUCUCAGAAUAUGGAAGGAAUUGUAACGUUACAUAGGUUUGGUGACUUUGUAGAUGUUAGUGAAGGCCCUCAUAUUCCAAGGACAAGUUUCUGUUUCCAGUACGAGAUAACAGCAGCCCAUAAUCUUCAGACUAACCAGUCUGAAUUGAUAAGGAGGUUCCAAGGUGUGUCCCUGCCAAUACAUUUGAAGGCUCACCACACUGUGUGGCACAAACUGCUGGAAAGAUCAAAGAAGCUGGUCACUGAAGAAAAGCCUUUGGAAGCAGCAGCAGAACAUCAUGAGGCAAAAGAUGUAACUGAAGAAGAAAAAACUGUAUCCAUUUAAAUUAACUUCAACCUCUAAAUGUACAUAAUAAAAUGUGUAUUUUUACAAGA